CAUAAACGCGGCACACCGGAGCAGCGCAUGCGUUGUGAGGCGAUGAGAGUGCGACCCGGUGGGGUGAGGAGCGUCCAGUCCCGCCCCCUUCCUGCGGCUCUCCGUGCCUGGGAGGCCUGCCCCGGCCCCCGGGGUAGCGCGGAGCCAUGGCGCAGCGGAGGACGGCAGAGCGCGGACCUUGCCAAGCGGAGGCGGAGAGCGCCAGGCAGCAGCGGCAGCUUCUAGAAGGGAAAGCUCAGGCAGAAGGUGGAUCAGCUCGGGCAUCUCUUCUUAUUUUAGUGUCCAUCUUCUUAUCGGCUGCUUUCCUUAUGUUCCUGGUAUAUAAAAAUUUCCCACAACUGAGUGAAGAAGAAAGACAAUGUAUAAAGGUUCCUAGGGAUAUGGAUGAUGCAAAGGCCUUGGGAAAAGUCUUGUCCAAAUAUAAGGACACAUUUUAUGUUCAAGUAUUAGUGGCUUAUUUUGCAACAUAUAUUUUCUUACAGACAUUUGCUAUUCCUGGGUCUAUAUUUCUCAGUAUCCUGUCUGGGUUUCUUUAUCCCUUUCCUCUGGCCUUAUUUCUUGUCUGUCUGUGCUCAGGACUUGGAGCAUCCUUCUGCUAUAUGCUCUCAUACCUAGUGGGACGUCCUGUUAUAUACAGAUAUUUGACAGAAAAAGCAGUGAAAUGGUCAGAACAGGUUGAAAGACACAGAGAACACCUCAUUAACUACAUAAUAUUUCUGAGAAUAACACCGUUUCUUCCCAAUUGGUUUAUCAAUAUAACAUCUCCUGUAAUUAAUGUGCCAUUGAAAGUAUUUUUCAUUGGCACUUUCCUAGGUGUGGCACCACCGUCUUUUGUAGCUAUCAAGGCAGGAACAACGCUGUACCAACUUACAACAGCAGGGGAAGCUGUUUCCUGGAACUCUGUGUUUGUUCUCAUGAUUCUAGCCAUCCUCUCCAUCCUACCAGCUGUCUUCCAGAAGAAACUGAAACAGAAGUUUGCAUAAGGAUCUAACUGGACCAGAGUUUUUCAUAUUUCAUCUCAGGAUCAGCACUUCUGAUAUUUGUAUAUUUGCUUUUCUAUUGGAUUGUAAACAAUUAAAGGAGAGGCUUGUAGUUGAUGAAAAUGUCUUUAAAUGAACACAUGGCAUAAAAUGGAAGGAAAUGCAUUCAGAAAUGUACUGCAUAUAGUUUGUAACGAAGCCAUCAGCAUUUUGUUUUUGGGGGUUGGGGAGGCAUGCCCCAGAAUGAGGGAAGUGAAAACACAGAUUUUGCUCUGAUUAUAGGCAGAGCAAACAUUGUAAUAUAGACAAACCAGAGAUAGUGCAGGAAAAAACCCUUAAUUAUUCAAUCCAUUUUUGUAAUGCUCUCAGCAGACUUGCAUGUGAUCUCAUCUGAGUACAUUUCUCAUCAACAAUAUUUCUCUUCUGUUUUUGCCUUCAAAAGUUCCAAAAUAACAGCAUACUACAACAACGGUGCUUUCUCAAACAAAGGGUUUUCUCAGUACUUUAAUUACAACAAUAUUCUCACCCUGAUGGUUUACUUGUAUUUAUCAGUGCUAUAUCCAUUUAAAUACUUGAACCUAUGUCUGCUUUACUAACUGGAUUAACAAAGGCCAAGUGUCACAUCAUUCCCUCUUGUCCUCUGUAAAGUUCUGUUGUGAGAGAGGAUAUAGGAAAGGGGAGAGCAGGUUAGCACUUUUAUUGUGGUUGGCUGAUUUUGAAGUUCUAAUUUUAAUUUUUUAAUGUUGAUUAUUUUGCCAAUAUUUCACUUGCAUAGAUUUAUCCUGUGAAGUUAAGAGAAUUAUAUAAAACUCUAGGUUCUCAAGUGGUUUGAAAGUAUUUAACCAUUGUAAUAUCACUAUUUCCCAACAAAUAUGUAAAGUGCAUAAAGUUCUCCGUUGCUGCUCAAUUAAUUGGAAGAAAUGGCAGGUACACAUAUUGGUGUGGUUCUUAAAGAACCAAUUCCAAGCAAUGUUCAAAGCAUUGUGCAACAGAAGGCUCUUGUGUCAAUGUGUAUAAAAUUGAAGGGAUGAUUCCAUUGUCUGGUAACUGCCAAUGGACAAUGUGCUACAAUUCACCAUUCAGUAGAAGUAUAUCUGUUCACUCAGUAAGGUAUAUGAUGCCUCCCCCUGUAUGCUUAUAACUUUUGUAGUUUGUAUUGUCCGUGGAAUCCUGCCCUGGUUAGCAAGGAACUGGGGUGCAUAUUUAAUUUUUAUCCUUCUGAAACCAGUGCUGCUUAUAUGCUUUAAGUUGGUGCCCCUGAAAUACCUUGCUGAAAUGGGGGUAGACACACUAGCACAUGCUCCAUUUCAAGGGUUUAGUUGUCUGUAUCCUCAUGUUACUUCAUCAUAUGACUGAUCAGAUGAAAGAGUUCCAUAAAUGUGAUAAUGUGAAAGGUACUGGUACCUCUAAAGGGUUUGUUCUGUUUAUACCACAAUGUCAACUCUUCUCGGUUUCACCACAGCAUUACAUGUAAAUAUAUAGUAAAUGCUAUUGAUAAACUGUUUGUCUUUUAUUUAAAUCUGAGCUGCACAGUAAAUGGUAUUUUUUACAUAGGUAAAGGAGUUCAUAUCACUUCUGUUUGGAAGUUAUUUGUAAGAUCAUUUAGCUUCAAUGAUUGUUUUGGUAUUUAGCAUUCACUCAGUAUUUUAUUGGCGUUUAAACUGACCAGUCAUUACUUUUAUUGCUGCAGUUCUAAUCUCUGAGGUUCAUCUACCCAGGGGAUUUAUUCCAUAGUAAACCUGAUUGUGAAUUUAGCUGUUGUGAGCAAGGCUUCCCCGGGCUGUUGAGUGUAAAGUUGCUGUAGUUUUACAGCCUACUUUGCAUAGCUACUUUUUCAUGCAGAUGAACUGUUAGAAUGAAUUACUUAAUGCCCAGUGGCUUUUCCCAAAACUUGUCUCAAUUUCUGGUCAAUAACACAUGCUGUUGUGAAAUUCCUCCUGUGUUGUAUAAAGCCAGUGUUUUGGUAGAACCUUGACACUACAGAAGGAACUGAACUGUUUCAGUUCAAUGUGACUCUUUAUGUUGCCUGAUAUUUUCACUGAGUUGUAUUUCACUGUGUAGAUGGGAUCAGGCUAUGUUAUUGAAAAGUCAUUUAGGUUUAAGCUGCAGACUGGGGUCCCAUCACAGUGGCUAAAAAGCCUUAAGACCUUAAAAAGAUUGGCAAUAAGGUUAUUUCCUUUUGCAAAACCUUAGUUUCCCUUUUUUUUUUUAAAAAAAGUCCCUUCUGUAUUCUGUCUUCAGCUCCUAAGAGCCUCAAGUGGCUUCCUACCCCAUGAGGACUACUGAAGGUUGUGAUGUGUAAGGCCUUGUGAAAGGCACAACCCCCACUGUGCUGUGGAAUACUGUGUUAGCCUAUACUUCUUUAGGGAAUUAAGUGUGAUUGGAGAGACAGCCAUAACAUUUUUUGACAAGGAGACAGCAUUGACCAUGAAAGGAUUGAAAAUCAGGAGGAAGUAGCUUUGUUUACUAAUCAUGAGGAAUUUUGAGCUGUUAGCUGACCUGUUUAUCUUUUGGUGGGUUUUGUGAUACCUGCAUGACAUCGUUACUAAAUGUUUCUUGCUGUUUGAUAAUAAAGCUAUUAUAUAAAACAUGAA
This is a messenger RNA of Pogoniulus pusillus (Red-fronted tinkerbird), 3574 nucleotides long. It is a transcript of the gene TMEM41B, whose product is annotated as transmembrane protein 41B. Bases 147 to 983 code for a protein of 278 amino acids. Gene Ontology annotation, cellular component: endoplasmic reticulum membrane. The transcript is spliced from 7 exons. The record is from RefSeq and is a predicted model, not a curated record. Lineage: Eukaryota; Metazoa; Chordata; Aves; Piciformes; Lybiidae.